GCCCAGUCAUACUUGUGACCAGUUUUCAGGAUGGGGAACGUAACUGGGCGAAGGAAUUGACAACGACAUUUUGGGAUCCAGGAAUAGCAAGUUGGGAUACCACGGAAUUGCAAGGAAGAGCCAUUCUUCGUCAGGUGUGGGGUGUGGUAAUAGGAAAAUGUUGUCGCGCUGCCUAUUGGGGGCGUGGCUUGUCACCCUGGUAACCACAGGGUUGGCGCAAACCCCCGCAACUCUUCGUCAAACGACAUGCACUAACCGAGUGGUUGAGAUCAUCCCUGAUGCAGACGCUGUGAUUGGUGGGCUGUUCGCCAUCCACUCUGACACCUCAGCCAAUGGGUAUGGAUGUGGACCACCCAUUUCUGAUUCGAUGCAGGGUUUUGAGGCCACCCGGUGGAUUUUGGAUUUGCUGAACAAGAAAAAUAUCACGAUCAACAAUCAGCUGCAGGUGGAUAGUUACAUUCCAGGUGUUAAACUAGGUAUGAGGGUGAUGGACACCUGUAUGAGAGCAGAGAAGGCCCUAGGUGGGGCCACUGAGCUUUUCCCGCGUCUGGGUGGUAGUGAGCAAACCUGUUCUCAGACAAAUAAAGCCAUGCUGGGCAUCAUUGACAUGAAUCCCAGCCCAGUUGCAGCAGAAUUAGCUGAGUUGGGGGAGCAGUAUAACCUUCCUGUUGUGUCAUUCGCCGCCACGUCAUCAGAUCUGAGCAACAAACUGAAAUAUCCAAAUUUCAUGAGAACCAUUCAGCCCGAGAGGAAAGGACUGACAAGGGCAGUGAAUGAGGUUCUUCGCCACCUAAAGUGGACGUACAUCACAGCGGUGUACACAGACGACCUCAGAUCUAUGGAGUACUACCGGGAAUUCGUACAAAAUGUGGGCGGGUCGGGCGUAUGUGUGGGAUCCGCAGUCCGUCUGGCACACGACAACACCAGCACAGCCACCAUGAAUGCAGCGCUGAACAGACUUCUUCAAGCCAAUGCCACUGGUGUCGUGUUUUUCGGAAAACCUGAAGUGGCAGAGAGUAUCUUGAGGGCAGCGAACGGUUACACGAAUGCAGGAAAACUGCAGUGGGUAUUUGCAGACAGUAUCAGCAUUAGCUCCCUUUUCCCAGGUCUAACUUACCCACGUGGGAUCAUCGCCGUCCAGCCAUUUUCCCGGACAAUGGCCGAGUUUGAGGACCACUGGGUGCAACUCAACGAGCUCUCCCCGCCAGUUGAUGACCCGUGGUUUGCAGAAUGGUACAUGACGGAGUAUCAGUGUAACCUUCCCACAAUGAACAUGGGCCACCCAAGGGAGUGCUUGAUUAUUGACGAGACAACAAAGCGCUCCCGGUUUGUCCAAGGGCGUCUCGUGGAGCCUGCCGUCCUCGCCGUCUACACAUACGCCCGUGCUCUGCGCAAGGCCCAUGCCGAUCUCUGUCAGGGCGUGUCUGGUAUGUGUGCCAAUCUCCGGUCUCUGACCUCAAAGCAGUUUUAUGAGAACUACCUGCAGAAGGUUAACUUCACGUUCAUGACCCCAGAGAGAGUGCCCAGUUUGUCCACACCCAACUCUCAACCCUACUUGGCCCCCGAGAGGCUCCAAUUUGACAGUAACCUGGACAUUGUUAAUUCCGCCUACAAGAUCUUCAACUUUAACAACCAGCAGGGAAUUUACAAAUUCAUACGGGUUGCCACAGUUCUGGGAAAGAAUGAACCAGUCAUAUUUACGGGACUGCAGAUGUUUGAUGAAUCACGGACGACUGUGCAGACAAAUCCCCCAGCAUCCUCUUGCCCCACUUCAGGCUGUGAACUUUGCCAGGGUCCAGAGUAUCAGGCUAAAUAUCUUUUCCUGGAUGGAGACAUUAUUCUGAAUGGACUCUUUACUGUGCAUCGUGCUGGGCCGACGGCACUCUCCUGCGGUCCUUUGUCAGAGUUCAGUCCCUUGAUUGUGGAGGCGAUGAAAUGGGCCGUGGAGAAUAAAGCCCCAGCGCGUCUCAGUGGUGUAAAGCUGGGAAUGCUUGCCUUCGACGAUUGUCAGAGCUCACUCAUCGGCAAAAAUUUGGCAUAUGGAGCUUCUUCAGGAAUGAUGCGAAUCGAAGACGGAACUGGAAGUUUGCUAGAGCCGCAGAAAAUAGAAGGUUACCUGGCAGCUGCCUCGUCAAGUAGGACGAUAGACUUUUCUGAGUUCAUAAACCGUGUCCGCAAGCCUCAAAUAUCGUAUGCAGCCACUAGCCCUGUUUUAUCCAAUCAGAAAGAGUUUCCCUAUUUUCUGCGCACCAUUCCAUCUGAUACUUCACAGAUUCGAGCAAUUGUCAUGAUGCUAAAACUGUUGGGAUGGCAUAAUGUCCAGGCCGUGCAGGAUGCAACUUCUUACGGACGGGACGGAAUCAAUGAGCUGAAGCGAAUUGGUGCACAGGAAGGGAUCUGCAUUGUCGCUGUUCAUGAAGCUGAAACUGACGGCAACAUGACGGAUAUUAUUGAGCGUCUGCGCGCGAGACCCUGGUCACAACCAGUGGUGCUGUACAUGCAGAGUCAAGCAAUCAAAGACUUCUUAAGGGCUUACAACAGCAUGGGUGCGAAGGGCGAAUUUGUUUUGAUCGGUUCAGAGACCUGGGGCAAAAACAAGGACAUUUUGGCAGGAAUGGGUGACGUUGCAGAGGGCUCAAUAACCGUUCAACCGGUGGACUUGGUUUUCGAUGGCUUCAAAUCAUAUCUGGCAGGCCUUGAUGCGCGUACAUAUCUCACCAACCCGUGGUUUGCUGAGCAGUAUGAGAUGCUCAACAACUGUAGCAUUGACUCUCGGAACCCGAUGUACCCAACUCCUUGCUCAGACGGCCCGAUUGUUGACAACAAUGUGGAUCUAGAUGUGUACAGCCAGUACACCAUCGCAGCCGUCGAGACUUUUGCCAUCGGCCUUCAGAAAACCUUGGAAGUUUUCUGUGGGGUGGGGUAUCAAGGAGUUUGUAGCCAGUUCAUUACAGCCAGUAACAAGAUUGACAUCUUGAUGAAGAAUAUCGAAGAUGCCACAUUUUUCGAUGACCGCCAACCGAAAAACAGGGAGUUUGAAUUCUACAAUCGUUCGGGGAAUGUUGACUUCAUAAUCUACAGCGUGUCAGGACAAGGCCAAGACUACCGUCAGAUCGCCACGUACAAACCAAAGGAUAACCUCUUGGAACUUGAAGGAAGCUUGCAGAACAACAUUGACAGUAUCGUUUUGCCAGAUCCAAACAAACGCCCCAAUGACUGGAGGGCGGAAUGCCCAGGUUUGUGCCUCGAGUGCAUGUACAUGUUCUCUCACCAGCCAUAUAUGUACAAGCCAGGAGACAUCGUUCUGCCAGCCGUCUUUGAUGUUCACAAGUCUGGAGAGUUUCCAUUUUCCUGUGGAGAGCUUAGUGACAAUGGCUUCCUGAUAACUGAAGCUUUUGCCUUCGCUGUCGACACGGUGAAUGCUGGUACAGGCCCCGUAAAACUGAAUGCUGGCCAACUGGGGCAUCUUGUCUUUGAUGGUUGCACCAACCCGACAAGAAUAAAUCAACUGGUCACAAGUUUUGUAGGCUUUAGCGGGCUUGGCAUACAAGAGCUGGCCUCAGACCGCCACCCUGGCUGGAUGACCUUCAGUAACGAGGGGACUUUAGGGGUUGUUGAUGUACUACAGAAUCUCGGCAUUCCAUUGGUCAGUCCAGGGGCGACCUCUCCACUUUUGAACAGCAAACUCAAAUACCCAGGAACUUUCUACAGAACGGUGCCUUCAGAUAGCAAGAUUGCCAUGGCACUUUUGCAGAUUGCAAAAGAGAUGGGGUUCAAUUAUACAGUCACUGUGAAUGCCCCAGAUUCUGCCAGCCAGGCUCUUAAGCAAGAGUUCAAACGCAUGGCCAAAGACUAUGGAGUCUGCGUCGCUGCGUCUUACGAGUUUGGUAUUGAUGGAACAAGCGAUAUUAUCCUGAAAGCAAUCAAGGAGCACAAUACAGACAUCGUGUUUGUCUUCACAGAGUCUUUUUCUGAUUUGGAGAAUCUUUUGAACUCCAAGGAAAAGAGCACUCUGUAUAAGAACAUUGUGUUUCUGACUAACCAAGACCUGGAACAGCUCAUCGAGACCAGAAACACGUUUAUGAUUGACAAUGCCCACAAUUCCAUCUCAGUGGAUCUGGAGAGCUUCAAUGUGGAUGACCUUGAUGCAAGAUUGAGAGCACAGUACAAUGAGCCUUUUAAUGAUCAUGGAAACCCCUGGUUCAGAGAACAUUUCCAGAAUCGCUUCAAGUGCAGCUUUCCUGGAGACUGGACUUACUCCAGCGGGUGCAAUCAACAGACGGCCGUGUUCAAGCAAGGGAGAUGUGUGUUGCCAGUAAUCGAUGCCGUGUUCUCCUAUGCUCAAGCAGUCCACCGCACCCUGCAAGAGAAGUGUGGAUCUAACUACACAAGUGUUUGUCAGUCCUUUAGCAGGGCCGAUGAUGUACACUCCAGAAUCCUUGCAAAUUUGGCUCCGGUCAACUACUUCUAUCCCUUAAACCAACCAUUCAGCUUCCUUGGCCGAGAAUCCAGUCGAAAAAUCAGAGCGUUGAGAGUUAAAGAUUUGACUACUGAAGAGCUUGGGAAACUUAACCAAGAUGGCAGUAUUACUGCUAAUUUGGCCUCAAAUGCCCGAGCAAGGAGGUCAAAGUAUGGAGAUAGCCACGUUCGGUGCACAGGGCAGUGCUCACAGUGUGAAGUUCCCAGUGAAACGAGCGACAGAUUUACAUAUAUGAAUGCUGACAUUUUCAUUGGAGGGCUGUUUGAUGUCCACAAAGCAGGACCUACUCCAUUUACAUGUGGAAACAUCAACAAGAAACAUGGCUUCGCUCUGCUGGAGGCUUUCAACUUCGCUCUGGAAUAUGUAAAUAACAAGACAGGCCAGUUUAGCAAUAUCUUGAGGGGAAUCCGCUUUGGAGGUGCCGCAUUCGAUGUCUGCCAGCAACCCGACCGAGCUGGAAACAUUGUCGCGAACAUCCACAGCGGGAACCGCCCCAUGGUGGUGAAUGGACGAGUCAUUGACCCAGAGCGUUUCGAUGUCUACAUUGGACCAUUUGACUCGGAGUCGUCAAUCCGGGUUGCCGAUGUCCUCGAUGUCAUGGGAAUCCCACAGGUCAGCUACGGGGCUACGAGUCUGGAGCUACGUAAUGCCCGAGACUACCGCUACUUCCUGCGGUCCGUGCCAGCCGAUGACAAGCAAGCCCGAGCUUUGAUCUCGUACUUGAAGUUCGCUCACAUAAACUACGUCCAGGUCAUCAACACCUUUAACAGUGUUGGUGAAAAGGGCUUAGAAGAGUUCUUGAGAUUGGCCUACCUCAACAAGAUUUGUGUGGCCCAGAACAUUACCGUAGGCAUGGAUGGAUAUGUCGAUACCAAGGAAGCCACUGAGGCUGUGGGAAGGCUGGAAGCCCACAACCGUGCUACAACUGUUAUCCUUUUUGUGGAUGAACCACAAAUCAUUCUCCAGGCAAUAGAAAAGAAUCCAGCAAUCGGGGGCAAGUACCUGGUCAUUGGUACAGACAAGUGGGGAGCUGAUCCAGAAAUGCUGAUUGGUCUAAAGCAUACUCUUACCAAGGCCGUAACCUUUGACAUUGAAACUGCAGAUGUACCAGAAUUUGAUCGCUAUCUGGAAAUGAAGAAUCCUUCCACGUACAACACUAACCCAUGGUUUGAUGAAUACUAUGAGGCAGUCUUUGGUUGCCAGAUUCAAGGGUCUGGCACGCAGAAAUGUGAGGGUAUCCGCGGGAUCUCUCGGUCCCCAAAUUACCUCCAAGAUCCAUAUGCCCUCUACGUAAUUAAUGCUGUUUUCUCGGUGGCCAAGGGAGUCCACAACGCACUACUUGAGCACUGCGGACCUGGAUACAGUUUCGCCUGCGACAAUUUCAGAAUCAGUGGAGAACGGCGACAGAUGAUAUUGAGUGGGAUGAGGAAAGCAAAUUUCAGCGACUGGACAAGACAGCUCUUCUACUUCACCCCAGGGGGUGAGAGUGACCGUGGCUACCAUCUGUAUGAAGUCCAGUUUGACAGCAUCCUGAAUACUUAUGUCUAUGAAGAUGUUGGAAGCUACAAUGACACCCACUUCUUGAAGAUCGACGCAUCCUACACCAUGGAGCACCAUUCCAGCUGUAACACAGAGAUGCCUGGCGACUGUGUCGAGUGUCAGUUCCCCACUUACCAGCCUUCACGCUACAUGCUGAAACGCUCUACAGAAGACUUGAACGUUGUGGCAAUCCUAAACGUCCACAAGGCAGGCUCUAGCUCCUUAGAAUGUGGAGAGAUCAAUAUGGAAACAGGAUUCCAGAACCUCUUGGCGUUUUUCUACGCCAUCGACAUGGUUAACAGGAAUGCAGACGCCGUUUUGACGUCAACUCUGAAACUUGGAGGCCUAGCAUUGGAUACAUGCUCCUCCCCUAUACAGCUGGGGCAGGAUCUGUACAGCCUGCUCAGCGGUGAGGGACUCUGUGGGGUCAGCGGCCGCACCGGACAAAUCGUCGAUCCCUCCUCCAUCGUAGCUUACAUCCCCGAUGGAAACUCUAACUCCAUUAUCACCAGCAGCAUUAUGUCUCCACGUAAAAUCACCUCGUUUAGCCAGAGUGCCACAUCUGUCGAGCUUAGCGACAAGGACAUCCAUAGCCACUUCCUGCGGACUGUUCCACCGGAUGACAAACAGGCUCUUGUCAUGGUCGACAUUAUACACAGAAUGGGAUUCAACUUUGCCUCUGUCGUGUACAGCUACAACGACUAUGGGAAAAGCAGCGUUGAGUUUCUUCUGCAAAACGCUGAAGAUCGCAAUGCAACAACUUGCAUUGGCAAAGCCAUCGCGAUGUACCCCAACGCAACAGCUGAAGAUGCACAGAACGUGAUAACGGAGUUGAGAUCUGUUGUUGGAAGCCGAGCUGUGAUCCUUUUCCUGGACACUCACCAUAACCGUCUGCUUCUUGACGCUGCCAGCAAGAUGGGCGUUAGGAAUCGUUUUGUCUGGAUAGGCAGCGACACCUGGGGAGACAGCAGAUCUGUGGUCGAAGGCCUGGAGGAUUUUGCGCAGGGAGCAAUCACAAUCCAGAUCCGAUCAGAAACAGUGGAAGGAUUCAAAGCCUACAUGAGUGAUCUGUCUCUGACCAACCGCAAGGGCAUUCCAGAUGACUGGUUCGAAGAAUUCUACCAGCGUAAACAUCAGUGUCGCAUUCUCAAUAGUCAGGUCAGCCUGCCAUUUCCACAGAUCUGCAACGGUGCAGAGAAUAUAAAUAACAGCAUAGUGCAAAAUCCGUCAGUCCUCCACACCAUCAUAGCGACUUAUAUGAUUGCCCAGGGCAUCAACAGUAUAGCAGAGUGCAGCCAGACCAGCCUGAACAUCGCAGGCUGCCUGGAACUUCAACAAAACAAGAGAGACUUGAUUUACAAUGGUAUCUCGGAAGCAGAGUGGAAUGUUUUGCCUGAUGACUUAAAGAACAAUUCAUUUGUAUUCCGGCUGACACCCAGUAGCUAUGGAGCCAUAGAAUACAACAUUUUGAAUUACCAUAGAAACAAGAACACAGGACAGUUUGAGUACAAAAAGAUUGGCACUUGGCAAGAUGGCCUUAACUUGGACCCUGAGAUGUAUGUUGGGUCUUCCUCGUCUGCCCAGCUACCCUUGUCUCGCUGUCCCGUGGGUAGCCAGUGCAAGUGCCAGGCCACAGAAGGAAGGACCUACAACUUCCGCUCUGUUGCAUCCACUUCUUUAUACAUGAUCAAUUCAGGACAAGAAUAUGUGGAUCCAGUGUCUGGGAUGAGCGUCAGCGCUAACAGCCAACCUCAACUCGCUGAUCGCUUCGUACAGGCAUGGGGAACAAUCGUUGCUACCUGUGCCGCCAUAGGUCUCUUCCUGUCUCUCUGUCUGUUCAUUUAUCUGUUGAUCGUCUACCCAGUCCGAGACGGAACAUCCAUUCUGGGCUACCUGCUGGUGUUCGGACUGAUCAUCAUGUUCGCGAUGGUAUUCCCGUUCAUCCUCCAUGCUAACAACCACAUCUGCGGACUGAGGCGAUUCGGCCUUGGGGUGGCUUACAGCAUCUGCUUCGCUGCACUGUUUGUAAAGCUGGUGGACGCCUGGCGUACGCGACACAAGGCAGAAUUCACAGAAGUCAAAUACGAGAAACUUGGUCGUCCUAUGGGUCUUCUGUUCAUCGCAUUUUGUCUGAUUGGAAUCCAGGUUCUGAUUGCUGCGGAGUGGCUCAUCCUUCAGCACCCGACCUCUGAGUAUGUCAUCUACAGGGGCGUCCUAUGGCCUCGCUGCAGCCCUGACCAGGAUGUGGGCAUGAUGAAGAACUAUGACACGGGACUUAUCCUCUCUCUCGUCUACGUCAUGUUUCUCAUUUUCCUCUGCAUUGUCUUCGGUUUCUGCACAUGGGGCGCCCGCAAAAAUCACCGCGAGGCACGCUACAUUCUGGGCGUGUCACUAUUCAGCGUACUGGUAUGGAUUCCCUGGAGUUUGGCGUCCACACUGUCCGAGUACAAGGUGCGUGAUCCCGCCGUGGCCAUUGGACUGCUGGUGAACGCCUUUGUGAUCCUUUUCUUUAUACCGCUGAGGAAGCUCUAUCUGUUCAACCGUUACCAGAAGGACCUGAAGGAAGAAGAAAGCAACUCCCAUUACCUGAUUUCUACUUCGAAAACUGAUGACUAUUCUAUUGCCUACCCGUACGACCAGCAACAGAUGGUUUUCCACGACAACAACUCUCUACACAAUGGACGCUCCCAUAUAUCAAGAAGUGAAGUCCUUCAUUGACCAACUGAAUAAAGGGACUGCUUACACAAUGUAAAUGUUACAGCUUCAAAAAAUGCCCAGUUUUUGGCACCAACUUGGUUAUUGUUGUCUAGCGGGUCAUUUUAACGGCCCAUUAUGUUAGAACAAGUGUCAGAACACCUGUCAUAUAAGUGAAAUAUUUUUGAGUAUGGCGUAAAACACCCCAAUCAAAUAAAUAAAUGAAUAAAUAUUCUGCAACAGGACAUUGUUUGAAACAAUAAACUCUGUUUAUUCUGCAGAGUAGCUUUGUCUUCAUAAUGUAUUUGCAUGUAAAGGUCAACAGUCAUGUAAUGUGUCAAAUACUGGAGAAAAUAAAACCUAUUAAAGGAAAAAAAACUGUGUGCAACAUUUUUAAAAUUUUAACCAGCAAAUGAUAAAAAGCUAUAGUUUUAAUGAAUACGGCUUUACACCAUUAAAUUUGUUCCAUGUGGAUUUUUAAAUAGGUGCUUGGAUACAUAGAGAAAAGUCUAGAUUUUAGAUUUCUCAGUAUUGGUUAAUGUUGAACAGAACGAUAAUGGUUUCUCAUUGUUUUUGUAGUGAACAAAUUGUUGAGAGGUUAUUAAGCUGUGAUAUUUAUAUGAGGAUACUAAAUCAGCUAGGUGUAGGCCUAAAUGAUGGUAGGAUUUAAUACAGUGGCAAAAAAAAUCAAAAUUUUUAGGGUAUUUAAUUGAAGUAUAAUCAUUUUAGUCUCAAUUUAGGGUUAUAUCUUAAAGUACAUUUUAUACCUGUAUAUAGCGAGUGUUGUUGUUGUAAGGAAGGCCAUUUAUUGUACUUUAGAAUGUAACAAAAAAAUGUGGCAAAAUAAAGUUGCGUAAGAAGUUCAACUAUUACAAAAACAUUUCCAAAGAUAAAUAUUUUUACAGGCUUUGUAAAUUUUGCUUUCUGUCUUUAAUUAAUUUACAUCAAUUUCUUGUAAGUAUUUACAUCUUGCAAUUGUUACAUGUAUUCUGUACUGUUCAUAGUCAUCGAAUUAGUAUGCAACUAUGUUUGAGUCUAUUUUGUAUCAGACAUAGAGCGUCAAGAUGUGAAAAAAUUGAUGUAAAUAGUGUAAUUUGUGAUUUAUUUGUACAUCUCUUAUAUAUUUUUGUACCACACCAUUACAAGACAGAUAAC
Liolophura sinensis is the source of this 9868-nucleotide messenger RNA. RefSeq lists its product as uncharacterized. Gene Ontology annotation, molecular function: G protein-coupled receptor activity. Gene Ontology annotation, cellular component: membrane. Lineage: Eukaryota; Metazoa; Mollusca; Polyplacophora; Chitonida; Chitonidae. The transcript is spliced from 14 exons. The coding region runs from base 158 to 8737 and encodes 2859 amino acids. The record is from RefSeq and is a predicted model, not a curated record. Gene Ontology annotation, biological process: G protein-coupled receptor signaling pathway.